Messenger RNA from Carya illinoinensis, 863 nucleotides. RefSeq names its product type I inositol polyphosphate 5-phosphatase 2-like. Gene Ontology annotation, biological process: phosphatidylinositol dephosphorylation. The transcript is spliced from 7 exons. The record is from RefSeq and is a predicted model, not a curated record. Bases 135 to 863 code for a protein of 242 amino acids. Gene Ontology annotation, molecular function: inositol-polyphosphate 5-phosphatase activity; phosphatidylinositol-4,5-bisphosphate 5-phosphatase activity; phosphatidylinositol-3,4,5-trisphosphate 5-phosphatase activity. Lineage: Eukaryota; Viridiplantae; Streptophyta; Magnoliopsida; Fagales; Juglandaceae.
UGCAAUUAGCGCCUCUUAUACGCUGCCAUUUCGCUCUGAACAAAGACUAAAAUCAUUGAAUCUUCAACACAUCUAACACUACCGCCCCUGUGAUCUAUGGAUGCUGCGAAUUUGGAAAGCUUCCAGAUUACUGUAUGGUCUUCCACUCCACACGCUGCUUGCUACUGUUCCUACAUUCAAGGACCUGUCAGUUGAAAGUCCAAAAUAUUGGUGAUUCUGGCCUGAAGUGGAAAUUUUUUUAUCUUGAGACUAUGAGAACCAAUCGAGGGAAAUGCUCUAAGGCCUUUUGGCCUUCCAUUGUGAUGAAGAAGUGGCUAAAUAUCAAGCCGAAGGUGCAUGAGUUCAGUGAAGAUGAGGUUGACACUGAAACUGAAAGUGAAGAUGAUGCUUGCUCUCUUAAAGAUGAAAGAAUGCACGUGCCUGAGGAUCAUGCUCAGAGGACACAGGGGAACCCUUUCACUCGGCCCGGUCAAACUUCAGCCAGUACUUUGAUUUCUAUGGGUACAUCUUCCACGGAUUAUCGGUUAAGGCACAGGAGAGGAAAAUCUAAAACUUUGCGUGCACAGUACAUUAAUACAAAGGAUGUGAGGUUUGUGGUUGACCUGUGGUGGACAAUUGGGACUUGGAAUGUUGCUGGAAAACUUCCAAAUGAAGAUCUUGAGAUUGAUGACUGGCCUUGUACAGAAGAGCCAGCAGAUAUUUACAUUAUUGGCUAUGCAGAACACAAUUGUAUGAAUCUUUUACCAUGGGAGAUCAUGGUUGCUGUUCAUGAUUAUCCUUCAUGGUUUCUCUUCAUGAUUAUCCUAUAUGCAUGCUAUUCUAAGGAGAUUGUCGACUUUAGCUUAUUAGUUACAGGAGUUUGA